CGUGUUUUUGUGUUUCGCCGAAGGAGAGUGUUAGUCUUCGCUUCACUCUUGUUUUUGUGUGUGAGCUCAGCUGUAGCGUCUCAGUCUCUGGAUGUGUCCUGUCUUCACCCACACAACGGAGCCGUCUGUCGCUCAUUAUUCGGGCACGUCAGUCACACUGACAGAGUUUCUGAGGCCGACUGUCUUUUUUAUUUUCAUUAGCGGAGCUGGACCCGCACGCCAGGACUCGGUCCAGCCCGGUUCGGCUCGGCUCGGUGGACGGGACACAGCGGGGAUUUAAACGACAGAGCCCGACCAGAGAUGAAGAGACGCAGACUGAUGUGAACAGAACCAGCGCUAUGGAGAUACAUCCACUAUGCACUAAGCUUUGCCACCAUAAAGCUGUGGAGCUGAAGGAGGAUGUGUGUGAGAAACAGAGUGCGGUCACCAUCAAUCCACGUCACAUGAGGAAAGCCUUCAGGAUCAUGAACGAGCUCCGCAGUCAGAGUGUGUUGUGUGAUGUCACCAUCAUUGCGGAGGAUGUGGAGAUAGCUGCUCAUCGAGUCGUCUUAGCUGCGGGGUGUCCAUACUUCCACGCUAUGUUUACAGGAGAGAUGACUGAGAGCCGUCAGAAGAAGGUUCGAAUCAAAGAGAUUGACGGCUGGACUCUGGAAAUGCUGAUCGACUAUGUUUACACUGCUGAGAUCCAAGUAACAGAGGAGAAUGUGCAGGUGCUCUUGCCCGCCGCUGGUCUGCUGCAGCUACAGGAAGUUAAAAAGGCCUGCUGCGAGUUUCUCAUAACUCAACUUCACCCAACCAACUGCCUUGGUAUCCUUGCCUUCGCCGAUUUGCACGCCUGCAUGGAGCUGCUCAAUCUCGCCAACACGUACGCCGAGCAACACUUCUCAGAGGUCGUGCAGAGUGAGGAGUUUCUCAAUCUGGGCAUGGAGCAAGUGUGCAGCCUCAUAGCAAGCGACAAACUGACCAUUCCAUCAGAAGAAAAGGUGUUUGAAGCGGUCAUAGCGUGGGUCACACAUGACACAGAUGUGCGUCAGGAACACAUGGCUCAUCUGAUGGAACAUGUUCGCUUACCCCUUCUUUCCAGAGAAUACCUCGUACAGAGGGUGGAGGAGGAAACUUUAGUAAAGAACAGCAGCGCCUGUAAAGACUACCUAAUUGAAGCCAUGAAGUACCACCUGCUGCCGGCCGAGCAGCGCUCCAUGAUGAAGACCAUCCGCACCAGAGUGAGAACACCCGUCAGCUACCCUAAGGUGAUGAUGGUGGUGGGGGGACAGGCUCCUAAAGCCAUCCGCAGUGUGGAGUGCUAUGAUUUCGAGGAGGAGAGAUGGUUCCAAGUGGCAGAACUGCCCUCCAGACGGUGUCGAGCAGGUGUGGUGUACAUGGGUGGUGUUGUGUAUGCUGUCGGAGGUUUUAAUGGGUCGUUGCGAGUGAGGACGGUGGACGCGUACGACCCAGUAAAAGAUGAGUGGUGUUGUGUCAGCAGCAUGCAGGACCGGAGGUCAACUCUAGGGUCCGCUGUCCUCAACGGACUGCUUUAUGCUGUUGGGGGCUUUGAUGGCAGCACAGGUUUAGCUACUGUAGAGGCAUAUAACGCUGAGGCCAAUGAGUGGUUCCACGUCAGUCCCAUGAACACGCGGCGCAGCAGUGUUGGAGUCGGCGUUGUUGGAGGUCUGCUGUAUGCAGUAGGUGGGCACGACGGGCCCUUGGUUAGAAAGAGCUGUGAGGUUUAUGACCCUGCCACUAACACAUGGAAACAGGUGGCUGAUAUGAACAUGUGCCGCAGGAAUGCAGGCGUGUGUGCCAUGAAUAACCUGUUAUAUGUGGUUGGUGGCGAUGAUGGCUCAUGCAACCUGGCCUCAGCGGAGUUCUACAAUCCAAACACUGAUAAAUGGACCAUACUGCCCACCUGCAUGAGCACAGGACGCAGCUACGCAGGUGUGACUGUCAUUGAUAAGCCUCUCUGAGCAGCUGCGUGAAGAUGUUGAACACUGGAGCUGAAGCUGACGCACAGC
Messenger RNA from Sinocyclocheilus rhinocerous, 2012 nucleotides. RefSeq names its product kelch-like protein 2. The record is from RefSeq and is a predicted model, not a curated record. Lineage: Eukaryota; Metazoa; Chordata; Actinopteri; Cypriniformes; Cyprinidae. Gene Ontology annotation, molecular function: protein binding. The coding region runs from base 339 to 1964 and encodes 541 amino acids. The transcript is spliced from 14 exons.